AUGUCGCUCGAAGCUACUAUGAUCAUGUUCGUCUCACCCGGCUGGGUCCUGUUGACGGGCGGUAUGCUAACUGGCUACGAAAUAGUAUCGAUAAUAGUGAAAGCAGCAGAAAUGGCGACUACCUCGGAUGCUAACCAGGAAGGCAGCCCCACAAGAUUUGAAGCUCAGGCGGAUGCGGUAAACCUGAUUCAUUCGGCAAAGACACAAGCUCACCCAGAAUCCGCAGUCGGUUUAAUGAGUAUGGGAGGCAGCGGCCCAGAAGUCCUGGUUACCUUGACUGCAGAUAUCGGGAAAAUCCUAGAAGGUCUUCACCGAACAAAGAUUGGGGGAACUGCACAUCUUGCCUCGAGCAUACAGGUUGCUUAUCUAGCACUUAAACACCGAAAAGAAAGGGCCCAGAGACAGCGGAUUAUCGUCUUCUCGUGCUCGCCCAUCGUCGAGGACGGAAAGUCUCUCGUCAAGCUGGCGUUGAAGAUGAAGAAGAAUAACGUUAGCAUCGACUUUAUUGCGUUUGGAGAACUCGACUCGGAAACAACGAAGAAGCUAGAAGCGUUCCACGAGGCUGUGAACAGUGGAAACGGAUCAAAUCUCGCAAUUAUACCUCCAGGCCCCAACCUUCUCAGCGAUUCUAUCGUCACGACUCCAAUCCUCGGAGGAGACGGUAUGGGCGCCGGCCGUGGUGAGGAAGGAGGCGAUUCUGGGCCCGGAUUCGAAUUCGGUAUCGAUCCAUCGGCCGAUCCCGAGCUAGCGUUUGCCCUUCGGAUGUCACUGGAAGAAGAAAAGGCGCGGCUGGAGAAGGAGAAGCAAGAGAAGGAGAACGAGGCGAAAGAUUCGAUGGAGAAGAUCACGGAAGAAGGCGGGGAGACGCAGCCACUUCUAAACCAGAGCGGGGAAGCCAGCGGAAGUGGAAGCGGGCGCAAGGAUGAUAAGAAGAAAGAUGGCGAGGGGGACAAGAUGGACACCUCGUGA
Messenger RNA from Arthroderma uncinatum, 969 nucleotides. RefSeq lists its product as uncharacterized. The coding region runs from base 1 to 969 and encodes 322 amino acids. NCBI's taxonomy places the organism in Eukaryota, Fungi, Ascomycota, Eurotiomycetes, Onygenales, Arthrodermataceae. Gene Ontology annotation, cellular component: cytosol; proteasome regulatory particle, base subcomplex; nucleus. The record is from RefSeq and is a predicted model, not a curated record. The transcript has 3 exons. Gene Ontology annotation, molecular function: polyubiquitin modification-dependent protein binding. Gene Ontology annotation, biological process: proteasome-mediated ubiquitin-dependent protein catabolic process.